This is a messenger RNA of Ictalurus punctatus (channel catfish), 2984 nucleotides long. RefSeq names its product cyclin T2b (gene ccnt2b). Gene Ontology annotation, cellular component: nucleus; cyclin/CDK positive transcription elongation factor complex. Lineage: Eukaryota; Metazoa; Chordata; Actinopteri; Siluriformes; Ictaluridae. The transcript has 9 exons. Gene Ontology annotation, biological process: positive regulation of DNA-templated transcription, elongation; regulation of transcription by RNA polymerase II. The record is from RefSeq and is a predicted model, not a curated record. Bases 30 to 1706 code for a protein of 558 amino acids. Gene Ontology annotation, molecular function: cyclin-dependent protein serine/threonine kinase activator activity.
GGAAGGAGGCGAGCGGCGUCGGGACGAACAUGGCGACGGUGCUGCGAGGCUCCACGAAAUGGCUCUUCACCCGGGAACAAAUCGAAAAUACGCCGUCUCGCCGCUGCGGAAUCGAGCCAGACCGGGAAUUAUCUUACCGACAACAAGCUGCCAACCUGAUCCAGGACAUGGGCCAGCGGCUUAACGUCUCCCAGCUCACAAUCAACACUGCCAUCGUCUAUAUGCACCGAUUUUAUAUGCUAAACUCCUUCACAAAGUUCCACCGAAAUAGCAUCUUUCCCACCACUCUAUUUUUAGCUGCUAAAGUGGAAGAGCAACCCCGGAAACUUGAACACGUCAUUAAAGUGGCACACGCCUGUCUUAAUCCGCAAGAACCUCCACUGGACACCAAUAGCAAUACGUACCUCCAACAAGCACAAGAGCUGGUGCUUCUAGAAACCAUAGUGCUGCAAACACUGGGCUUUGAGAUUACUGUAGAUCAUCCACACACAGAUGUGGUGAGAUGUUCCCAGCUAGUGCGAGCGAGCAAGGACUUGGCCCAGACCUCCUAUUUCAUGGCUACCAACAGUCUGCACCUGACCACGUUCUGCCUGCAGUACAGACCCACGGUGGUGGCGUGCGUGUGCAUCCACCUGGCCUGCAAAUGGUCUAACUGGGAGAUUCCCAUCUCGUCGGACGGUAAACACUGGUGGGAGUAUUUGGACCCCACAGUCACCCUGCAGCUUCUAGACCAGUUAACGCACGAGUUUCUACAGAUUUUGGAGAAGACACCCAGCAGGUUGAAAAGGAUCAGAAACUGGCGGGCCACUCAAGCUGCUAAAAGGUCCAAAACAGAGAGCCAGUCGGUGGGGGGCUCCUUUCAGGUUCCUGGCCACGAGAACCUGCUGGUUGACAGUAAGGCUGAUUUGAUGGAGAGCAUGUACCCGGAUGUGUCCUCCGCUUUGUUCCCGUUAGACACCCUCAACGGCCUCGCCAACCCGAGCUCCUCGUACGUCCAGGCCGACGCCCACUCGAGCUUACAGGGAGUACCGAUCGGCAGCAAGCCGCAACAAACAGCCACCAAUAAACUGAGUCUGGAGAAGUACAGGGAGAAACAAGCGGCCGAGCUGCUGCAGCGCCGCAAACACGGCCACCUGCUGCCCGAAACCGCGGCUCUGGCGUCGUCGUCCUCGUCGUCUUUAUCGGCGGUGCUGAUGUCCUCAGCGUCAUCAUCUUCCUCGUUGGCACGGGUUAAAUAUGGUCAGUCCGGACAGGAACGGGAGAUGAAGAGUGGCUCACUGAAACGGCGUCACCCUUCAUCCUCCUCUUCCUCCACGGAAAACGGCGCAGCGAGUCAGGAGGAGCUAAAGAUGAAGAUCAAAAUGUCCGAGAGCGGCGGUAAGAGCAGACACAGCCCUCGCUCGGGUCGGGAGAAACACCGAGCUUCGAAACACGACGCCGCGCACUCGCACGCACACUCUCACACAACUGCUCACGCGCACGGCAGCCACCACAAAGCUCACCGCUCCUCUAAGAGCCAUGCCGGCUCUGCCCCCCUGCCCCCAGCGCCCGGCCACACCCAGCUGGGGAAGAUGGACAGGAGGCCGGGGGAGGGGCCGAGUGCCGAGAGUACAGCUCCUCUGUUACUCAACGGCCAGCACAUGGACUACGCAGACACGUUCAACAUGCUCGACUCGCUGCUCAACGCACACAACAUGAACUACUAAAGUGCACGCAAUCAGAUUAUUAAAAACUGUUCAAAAGUUUCUUUUUUUAAAAGAACUGUUUUAAGUUAGGGUCAGAUGGUCCGUUUCUUUCAUAUUCACCUCUUAAUUUAACCAUGUCGCUCCGCUGAAAAGGAAAAAAACAAAAACAAAAAAAAACCAAGAAGGGGGGAAAAGAAGUAGUUGUUGUAUGUUAAAGUGUAUCACAGUUUUAAAGUGUACUAUGUGAAGAGCAGCCUGUGAGACACUGUAUUGUUUUAAUCCCGGCUGUAGUGAUGGAAGGACAACAGAUUACGAGACUAAAGCAGAGGUGGAACAUGUCUGCGUUUGUACUAUAAACUUGAUUUUUUAUUUUAAUUUUCAAUUCAAAGGGAUAAAUUUUGAAAAGACGUUGACUGUUUUACGGGAGGCACAGAUAACCCUUUGCUCGUUCACCCCUCCCCCUCCCCCCUUUUAAAAUGCUAUGUCUGUAAUUCUCACAACGCUCAGGUUUGGAGAUGCUUCAGCGUGUAACAUGACACCUACGAACGUAUCUAGCGAACUCCUAGCAUCUCGAAGCUCCUGCUUUUUACCUCCAGCGAUGGCGUGAGGGCGUUCGUCCACUCCAUUCCAUCGCCUUAACAUCGUGAGAGGCUUUCCCUCGGCUUGUCGGCGUUCCCCUGCCCUCCUACCUCAUUAGCCCUUUAAACAGAGUCGCGGAAGCCUGAGAAUCGCACCCUCCCGUAAUCUCGUUCAUUCGUUCGUAAGCGAGGGUCGAAGAAGGUCUGCUCUGCUAAACCGCUUGUUUUUCAGCAGAGUCAGUUUAAGAGAUUUGUAUAAACGAUGUGAAUUUCUCACGGCGAGGCUUAAUCUCAGAUAAUUCUUCCUUUAUCGCCUCCUCAGACGGAUAGCCAGGAGUUCUGUGUCCUAAGGUGUGUAAACCAUCCCAGUACGAGAGGGAUCAGGAUGCGCUAGUGUUACAUGGGAUAUAAAGAAUAAGAAAGUUUCUUUUUAAUACUGCGAUACAGGAUCUGUAUGAUGUAAGAAAGAAAGAAAGAAAGAAAGAAAAAAAACCUGCCAGUCUUCAGAUUCCUGAAGGGUCUCGUAGCGCAGUGCCUCAGUGUAACGCCUCCAUUUUGAGAUCUCAAGGAGAGUUUAGGGGGUUUCUGUUGUUUUAGUUUUAAACCCCUUGGUGUUCUCUUUAGGAUGCCGCAGUUCUCUGUAACAGCCUGGAAUUUGAGUCACAGUUUGGUGAUGGUCAUGUUGGAUGAUUAAUCUAAUAAACCACCCUGAGAAACAAAA